AUGGUGUUCGCUCUCGGCACGGUGACUGGGAGCGCGACGAGAAGGAGCAGGGACGCAGUCAAGAUAGAGAACGCGCGUCUAGAGGCGAUACGGGCUAUCGAUGAAGCCAUCGAGCGAGAUCGUGCGACGGUAAGGCCGGCGCUUGGGUUGUCGCAGUACGAGAGAGACGUUGAGCGUGCGCGAACGGCGACGAACAGGGCGUUAAGGCACGCUCCGCAGCACCCACCAGACUCAGGUUGGGAGAGUAUUGGGGCUCUUGGAUCAAAUAUCACACGCGUCAACGCCACGCACACUCAUCAACAGAAUGCAACUCGCUCGGGUCCUCCCGCGAACGCAACGCACGUGCGUGUUGAGAACAAACAGCCAGUCGCAUCUGCGAAACCUUCAGAACCUGAGGCAAGCCAACCUGCGCAGUCUCUUGACGAUGCUGGCGACGACCUGUUCUCUCGAACGGAUAAUCGACCCGUCAUCAAGGGGAUCGUUCCAGAGCUUGAAAAGACGCGAGCGCGCUUGCUAGAUACCAAUAAGGAAGAUGAAAAUGACAUGGGAUUUUACCGGUAUCCAACAGUUGCGAAGGGCAUGGUUGGAUUCGUGAGCGAAACGAACAUUUGGAUAGCUCCGUUGAAGGGCGGUAUUGCUUCGCGAUUAUCAUCGACGUACAGUCGGGAAGGCGUACCAAAAUUAUCCCCUGAUGGCGUUUAUGUCGCGUUUUUGGGGUUGACGUAUGAUGGUUACGAUGUUUUCGUCGCCCCAACGAAAGGUGGGGUCGUCGAGCAGAUAACAUUUGGAGGUAAAGCACAGGAUGUCGCAAGUUGGCCGUCGAAGGACGAGCUUCUCGUAAUAUCUAGCGCCUUCUCGUCCUCAAUGAAUGCGCAAUUGGUAAGGGUUAAUCCAUCCACACGCAAGGCAUCGCCUCUACCGUUUGCGAAAGCUGUCGAGGGUGUGAAGGAUGGGCUUGGAUGUUACGCUUUCGUCCCUCUUCGUCAAACGAGCGAAACGAAGCGAUAUGAAGGUGGUGAGCAAUCGCGACUCUGGCGAUGGUGCAAGGGUGAUUCGGAGGCGACCCAACUCACGCCAGAGUCAACUUGGGGGCUGCGAGGAGCGUGGAGUCCAGAGUCAUCAAAUGACGCUGAGUUAAAAGACCAUCUCUUCUUUAUCAGCGACAAAACUGGCGUAUCAAACGUGUGGGUGAUGAAUGUUCACUCCACCGCGUCUGUGCAACUGACGCAUGAAUGUUUGUUUGACAUCAAAGAGAUAAGUAUUGACGGCAGGGAGUUAAUUUACCGUCGGGGUGGCUCUCUCUUCAUGCGCCAAAUCAUGCUGUCUGCGGAUAACACAAUACGCCUUGGAAACGAAUUACAACUCAAAUACGAGCUGGUGAGCGAGUUCCGCAAGACGAUGGAAUCUGAGAUCGAGAAUCCGUACGGGAGUAUGAGUGAGUUUGUGCUGACAAACGACGGCGCGUUUGCUGCUUUUGUGAUUCGGGGACAAGUCUUCUACUCAGCGCUCGUACCAUUUUUGGGUUCACGCGUUGAGAAGGUGACAACAUACAAGGGUGCUGUUCGGUACAAGCACAUUCAGUUCGUGAGCGACGCGAGCUCAGAUGGUCAACCAAAGAUUUUGGCGCUUUCCGACUCGACAGGUGAGUAUGAGUACGUCAUGCUUGAGCGACAAGUCGAGGGUGGGCACUGGAAAGAGACUCAGAUAACGAGUGGCGCCAAAAUCAAAGGCGCCAUGGAAUUCAGUUCAAUUUCUCCAGAUAACACGAAGCUCAUACUGGCAGAUACCAACGGCAACUUGAAGUUGAUCAAUUUGACAGAGACAGCGGUGAACACAAAUCGUUACCGCACAACAGAGCCCAAGCCGGUAUUGGCUAGGCUCGCGAAGCGCUCGAUCGCGUCCAACGGACCUAGUGCCAAAACUUCGGGUGCAACGAAAAAGCCGAAGUUCGGUCGAAUUCCGGAGACUGUGUCGGUGAGGCACCGACAGAACUCAGCGCGCCGAGCGGGUCGUUUCGCUAUGAAUAAACGUGCGAACAAACACCUGAGAAACAUUGGCGUUUUACGCAAAGAGGCCAUGCUCAGAGCGGCGCCUAAUGAUCCUGCAAACUCUGCGAUAAGCGGUUUAGCGACCGUUGAGAAUUUGCUUGGUGGCUUCCGUCCCGAGGGCGUUUAUGGUCUCUCUUGGAGUCCCGAUGGGUCGUGGCUCGCCUACGCCAAGGAUGAGGAGAACGACUUUACGUCGAUUCACGUGCUGGAGUUGUCCACGGGAGACAGCACGCGCAUCACGACGCCUAGUUACAACGCACACAGUCCAAGGUUUUCGCCGGAUGGUCUGUACCUGUAUUACUUCAGUGAUCAACAGAUCGUGUCUUCGGCGAAUUCACCAUACGGAGCGCGAGGGGCAGAGCCCGUCUUCAGUGAGACGUCACGACUCAUGUGUGUACCACUUCGCCUUGGUAUGACUUGUCCCUUUUUCAUCGGUGAUGAGAUCACUUCCGAGGGAACAGUAUUCGAUGCUGCUUUCGGUAAAGUCUUGCCUACUGUCAUCUCGACUCAAAAUAUCGAGCAGCGAGCUCAGGCUGUUCCAGACUUACCCGACGCCGAAUAUUUAAGCUUUGAGAUAAUCGCCGACGGAAGCGGGAUGCUUCUCACGGUCGCAGACCAGGGUCACAUUGUCGUCGCCGCGUACAGUAUGUACAAACGUCAAGCGGUGCCGCUAUUUGCAGAUCCAGCGAGUGUUAUCGUUAGCGGCGACCUGCAGAUAAUCACCUUCAUUACAAACGAAGGCGUCGCUUUGGUAUCAUCCAAGUCUGUGCUGUCUGGGCAAGUCACUCCUGAGCAGCUUCUAUCUGGAACAGAGGUCUGGAAUCUUCCAGAAUCGUUCACCGUCAUCGUGAAUCCUCGAGAGGAGUGGCUGCAAAUGUACGAAGAGGCCAUGCGAAACAUGAGGGAUGCUUUCUACGAUCCGAAUCUUCAUGGCGUUGACUGGCGUUCCGUCACUGAUCGUUAUCGUCCGCUCGUGUAUAAAAUAUCCUCAAAGGGCGAGUUGCGAGACAUUCUGGGGCAGGCUUUCGGUGAGCUAUCUGCACUGCACGUGUUCGUAUCAGUUCAGUCCGAGGACCCCGUUAUCCCGCUUGGUACUCCAUCCUCAUGUCUUGGGGCUGAUUUCACGCCGGUCCCCGAGGGCCUGAAGAUCGCUUACAUUCACCGAAGCACGGGCGUCUUAGACGCUCCGCAUUCUUCUUUGAGUCGAUCCACGGAGACGUCGUUCGUGAACCUCAUUCCUGGUGAUAUCAUCACGAAGAUUGAUGGUGUGCUGGUUAACUCGACGUCGCGGCCGCUCUCCGAUUUGCUUCGCGGGAAAGCUGGGACGCAAGUACUUCUUGAAGUUGUCAAGAUUCCUCGUUCCGCUGACGAGAAGCGCGAUGAAGAAAAUUUAGUCAAGCUUCAGCAGAUGCGCAUGAUGCAAAAGAUGAUGGGUGGAGUCGGUUUAGCGCAGUCCCAACUUGGUAGCGCUGCUCAGACGAACAAGCCCGUGACGGAUCUGCAUGUCGCAAAUUUGGUUCGAAAACACGCGGCAAAGUUGGGAGCGUCUACUCUGAGUGCAAAGGCCGGCGACGCGUCUCAGAAGCCAGGUACACUGGCUGAAGCGGUGAAGACUCCCGAUUCAGCGAGUCCGGAGCUCAUCGUUAUCACUCCGCUCUUGUUGGAGCAAUGUGAUGCGUUAGAAGCAGCGGACGAAGUCGUCCGAAGACGCGAGUACGUUGAAAAGAAGACGGACGGUCAGGUUGCGUACGUGUACCUCGAAGAUAUGGAGCAACAAGGCAAAGGGUCAAGCAACUCAUUUGAUGACUUUGCAGCUCAGUUCUAUCCGAAUGUGCGUAAAAAUGGUUUGAUCAUAGACGUUCGUCGAAAUGCCGGUGGUAACAUCGAUACAUGGUUACUGGAGCGCCUCCGUCGCGUUGCAUGGAUGUUUGACACCGAACGCAGUGGACCGGGAGACACGACGAUGCAGUACACUUUUCGAGGGAAAGUGGUCGUGUUGAUCGACGAGCAGACGAGUAGUGACGCCGAGAUGUUUGCCCUCGGGAUUCAGCAGCUCAAAAUAGGUGUCGUCAUUGGUGAGCGCACCUGGGGUGGGGCAAUUGGAUAUAGCGGCCACCCAGAGCUUCGACUCGUUGACGACUCGGGGUUCACCAUUCCGUCGUACGGUCCGUAUCUUCACGGCGACUGGGCGAUUGAACAAAAGGGAGUCAAGCCGGAUAUUGUCGUCAGUAACUUACCUCUGGCAACUUUCAACGGCAAAGAUGCGCAGUUGGACACCGCGAUUGAGAAAAUCAAGGCGAUGAUUGCGGAAGCUCCCGAUACGAGUCUCCCCAAGCCGCCGACGUACCCGGUGCGGGCGUUUGAUUCUAAAAAAUGUGCCGCGCCUAACGCGUGA
This is a messenger RNA of Ostreococcus tauri, 4443 nucleotides long. RefSeq names its product Interphotoreceptor retinol-binding. NCBI's taxonomy places the organism in Eukaryota, Viridiplantae, Chlorophyta, Mamiellophyceae, Mamiellales, Bathycoccaceae. Gene Ontology annotation, biological process: proteolysis. The transcript has a single exon. Gene Ontology annotation, molecular function: FAD binding; serine-type peptidase activity; protein binding. Bases 1 to 4443 code for a protein of 1480 amino acids. The record is from RefSeq and is a predicted model, not a curated record.